UGUGAUGCGAUCGAUGUUGUUGUGUUGUUAGCGCCGUAAAAAUUGCGAAUUUCACAAAAAGUCUCAAAUAAAAGCUACCAAACUUCUAAGGAACAGGCUAUAUUUGCGCAAAAAGACUUCAGCAUGGAUUGCCAAACAUGCGGCGAAAAGUUUUUCAGCCCUGACGAUGGAGACAACCUGGAAAAUCACAAAACAAUUUACACCCUAUUGACUACGAUUGAGAUGAGUCAAUUUACGCUGGAUGAUGUGUUGAAGGUCUGCAUGAGGUGUUCGGCAAGGCUCACAGAAAUUGAAGACUUCCGGCUGGUCUGCCUGAGCGUUUACCAGAAGCUUCACGGUGUGAAAAUCGAGCCUCUUGAAGAUGCAUUUCAUCAGGAACUGGUAUCAGUAGAAUUUAAAGAAGAACUAACUAAUGAGGAUACUGUGAAUUUCGAGCCUGAAAAAUCAAACCGAACUAAAAAAUCCAAACAAAUCGUUGAGGAGGAAGACGACGACGACGACGACGACGACGCCGACAAUGACAGUGAUGAUGAUGAAAAUAUUAAAAAUUCCCCGGAAAGUGACAGUGAAGAAAAUACAGAUGAGGACAGCGAUUACAAGGACAAGGAAGAAAGUGGCAAGCGGAAAAAGCGCCAAACAAAAGCUGCAGACAAGCCGAAAAAACCACGUGCCAAGUGGGGCAGCAAGAAGAACCUCAAACCAUCCGAACCGCGUACACUAUUUCCGUGCGGCCAGUGCGAUAAAGUGUUCCACGUGGCGCAUCGACUGGAGGCUCACAAGCGUACGCAUCUAGGACUGAAACCGUUCUACUGUGCAAAGUGUGACCGAGGAUUUACCUCGUACCGCAAUCACAAAAAGCACAACAAGCUACUACAUUCGGAAACGACCCGGGUAACAUAUCCCUGUCAGCAUAACGGCUGCACGGCCGUGUUCCUUACCGAAAAAGGAUGCCGCAAUCAUUUCUCGGAAAAUCAUGAUCCAAAUUACGUCCCGCCGGAACCGGCUCAAUUGUUCGUGUGUGACGUCUGUGGAAAAGCUUACCCGAGCAGGAGUUCACUGAAGACGCACAGCUACAGCCACGACAAGGACAACAUGCCCUUCAAGUGUACUAUUUGUGGAAAAGGUUUUCCGCUGAAAAAUAAGUUAAAAGUUCACAUUAUGAGACAUAAGGGUGAGAAGAAUUUUACUUGCCCCGAUUGUGGCUUGCAGAAAGUUUCACAGCACGAACUGACCGCGCAUAUCCGUUUGGUUCACACCCGAGAAUGCACACAAGUGUGCGAUAUAUGCUCGCACGAGUUCACUUGCCUGGACGGAUUGAAGAUCCAUGUGCGCACCGUACACCAGGGCUUGAAACCCUAUGAGUGCCAGGUGUGCGGAACCUGCUUUGGGAAGAAGCAUCACCUGAACCGACACAUGAAAUCUCAUAUACGGGACGGUUUGUGGACGCAAGAGCCUCGCCGCCGCGAUAUACUUGUGAAGUAGAUGAGUAUUUUUUUUUAUUUUUUAAUCUGUCGAUCUUCCGAGAGAUUUUAUGCCGUUUGGCGUUAAGUCAUUUGGCAUAAUGGUCGUUUUUUCGGUCCCAACAGCGUCCGAUUAACGAGCGAGUAAUGUAUUUCCAUUUUUUUAACUUGUGUUAUUUCAUUAACUUUUAUAUUUUUGAUGCCAAACGGCCAUUAUGAUUUAUGCCAAAUGACUUUAAGCCAAACGGCGUACGACAUUUCCGAGGAAGAUUUUCACGACCGCAACUGUUUAAAGUACGAUGAUUGGAGUAGAUAAUUUAAACAUUAUGCAUUUUUCAGUUCAAAAUAGGUAUCUUGAAAAGUUGAAUACUAGAACCCAUCGUCCGUCAUACUUUUUGAUACAAAUUUUUAUAUGAUUUUAUAAGCUGUGAGGAGUACAGUUGAUUGGCAAUGGACAAACGUGCAAUAAUAACGAAAGACGUUAUUAUUAUUUUCGUUAUGGGGUUUCUUAUAAACGGUGCCGUUACCCUUGAGCAUUUACAAAAUGUCAGUCGAAAAAAGUAGUAGAGUCAAGGUCUCGAGGUUGCUGAAGGUCUAGUCUUAUCUUUGUAGUUAAUUCCUGAGAUAGGAUGCACACUACUUAGACACUUUCCAACAAGGCUGGGUCAUUCGGCCGAAAGUCGUUAGACGAAAGGCAUAUCCGGUCGAAGAAUGUUGAAUCAGGCCCAAAGGAUGUUAGGUCGAAUGAUCACUAAGCUGAAUGAACGUUGGAUAAGACAAUCUUCGACGCCAGCCUGCAUGGAAGGCUAAAUAGACGCUAGCCCGAAUGAUCAUUACACGGAGAAAAUAGACGACUGUUGUUUUAAUUAUUUCAGCUGGUUAUACAAUAACAAAGCGUAGUUGAUUUAACUAUAAAUAUGAUAGACCUCACUACAAACUGAUGAUUGACCUUACGCAAUCAACUAUGAAUAUAAUAGUUUCAACUAUUUUGGUAUAAUUGAUUCAAUUGUAAAUUUGAUUGAUUUUAUGCAUUUGACUAUAAAUAUAAUAGAUUAAACUAUACAUUUCUGUUUGACCCCUCACAUUCAACUGUAAAUAUCAUAGAUUCAAUCUAAAUCUAAAUCUAAAUUGUAUGCUUGAUUUUAGGCAUUCAACCAUAAAUAUAAUAGAUCCAAAUAAUAGUAAAAUUGAUUAAACUUUAAAUAUGAUAGAUUCAACUACAAAUGUAUGAUUGAUUUAAGACAUUGAACUAUACAUAAAGUUAAUUCAAAUAUAUUUUUAUGAUUGAUUGUGUGAUACUUGAAUAAUUAUUACACAUCCAAACACUACAUGCUCAUAAGUGUAGCUAGAGUGCCGACUCAGUCAAUGGCUGGUGAUAGAGAAACAAGAGAGAUCAAUAGUGGGAAAGAUCACAUGCGGGAUAUACAUGGUGUUUCGAUAGAAGGUCCAGCAGUUGAUCGGUACAGCUCGACAUGUGCGCUCGUGUCGGUCGAUUCCAUCACAUUCACCGUGGUGAAAUUGGCUAACGCGCCGUUGUACUGAAGCGAAGAUCGCGGUUUGAAGUCCUGCCGGUGAGCCGUUGUAUCUUUUUCGAAAAAUUCAUGAUAAUUGCGGCUUAUGUUCUUUGUUUCUUUAAUACCUCAUGUUUCUCUAAUACUAGCCAUCAUCUUCGAAAAUUUGAUUAUAUUUAGGUACAAAGAUGUACCAAGCGAUUUUAUAACAUUAGUAUUGAUUUCAAAAUAAAAAUAAAUGCAGGAAAACUAAAAAAAACAAUUAUUUAAUAUAGUUGAACGCAUAAAAUCAAUCAUAGAAGUAUAAUUGAUUCAAUCCAUAUUUAUAGUUAAAUCAACCGUAGCCGUAGAAUCUACAAUAUAUUUAGUUGAAUGCUCAACAUCAAUCAGUAUAUAUAGUUUAAUUUAUUAUAUUUAUGGUUGAAUCAAUCAUACAAUUGUAAUUGGAGCUAUCAUAUUUACAGUUGAAUUCAUAAAAUCAAUCAUUCAAAUAUAGUUGAAUAUUUAAUAAAAAUAGUUGGUCGAGAACCAAUCAUCAAUAUGAUUGAAUAUAAGAGAAAUCUAUUUGAUAAAACUUUACUUUUUCCGUCUACAAAUGAAUUUUAGAUGGAAUGACGCAAUAAGUUAUUUGGCCGAAGGUUGUUAGGCCGAAUCGAUUCUAUGUCUAACGACCAUUCGGCCUAAUAUCCUCUCGACUUACCGUGCAUUCGGUCUAGUGUUUAUUUGGGCUCACAUUCAUGCAGCCAAACAACCUUCGGCCGAAUAAAUAAUUGCAUCAAUGUGCUAUUUAAUCAGCCACAUCUUUUCACAGUGAAUUUGGGCUGAAACCCUUUCAAUCUAACGACCAUUCGGCAUAUUGUCCUAUUCGGCGACUUUGGGUCGAAAGUCUCAGACGAUGAAGUCAUCCUUACACUGCAAGGCAAUCACAGAGUUUUGGGAAAAUUCAAUAAAAUUUUGACAAAUACUGUUAUAAUGAUGAGUGCUAUUUUAACAGUUGGCGUAACCUGGUGAUUUUAUUUUUGUAGCAGUUUUGUUAAGUUCUAUCAUAUUCACCUAUUUAAUCCAUAUCUUCACAAUAGUCUUUUUCCAAAAAUUAUUAAAUUUUCCGAAAUUUUCUUACAUUUUACCGAACGCUCGUAGAUUUUGUUGAACUUUCGUAGAUUACACCAAACUGACGCUUUUUUGACGGAACAACCGUUUGUUUUUACCGAAAUUGUUUUUGUCUUGCCAAUUUGCCUAUCAUCAGUAUGGUGGCAGCCAAAAGGAUUAUGUUGAAUUUCGAAAACCGACCAUAUACAAUUUGUAGAUUGUCCCAAAAACUGAUCUGUGCUAAAUUUCAGCUCAAUCGGACUUGAUUUAGGGGACCUCCUCAAAGCGCUCGAAGUUUUGUUUUCACCCUUAAAAAUAACCAAGGGGGGGGGGGCAAGGAAAUUGAUUUAAAAAUACAUAAAACAUCGAAAUAUAGUGUUGAGUAUUUAAAAAAAACUUGUCAAAAAUCGAUUUCGAAAUUUUAAAAAUUACGCAAGGGAGGAGGGGGUGGCAAAGGAAAUGCGGGAAAUAGAAAUUGCAGUUUAAAUGCCAAAUGUCUUGAACGUUGAGAUCUACUGCUUUCUCAGACAAAAAUUUUUGGCAUACAAUCGGCUUUCAGCCUUUUUCAGAAAACCGACUGAGUCCCAAAAAGUCAAUUUUUGGUGAAAAAUUUAUUGGCAUCAAAAUUAAUAUUACGAUUUUCCGAAUUUCCUUUGCCACCCCAAUUUGGAAGUCGAUUUUUGACAAACGAUUUCCUUUUUUUUGAGAAAACACCAGAUUUCAACGUUUUGUACAUUUUUAAAUCAUUUGGAAUAAAAAUGAAAAUUAAGAUUUUUUCAGAUUUCCUUUGGACCCUUCUUCUGGUGAUUUUUGAGGGUAAGAUACCAAAACUUCGAGCGCUUUGAGGCACCCCUAAAUCAAGUCCAAUUGAGCCGAAAUUUUGCACAGGUCAGUUUUUUGGACCAAUCUACAAAAUGUACACUGUUGGUUCUCAAAAUUGAAUUAUGAAAUUAUUCGUCAUCAGCUUGUAAAUAUUUUAAAAUCGACAUCCAAAAUUAAUCUUGAACAGUACAGUAUUUUUGAGCCACUAACCUCAAAAAUCUAUCAAAAUAUGAAGUGAAUGACAAAUUAGAAUUUCUAAUUUGUGUUUCAGUACCAAUUUCUGGAGGUAAAACAGCAACUGCCAAAUGGUAACCGCAGAAAAAAAAAUGUAUUCAAGGCAAAGGAAAACUAAUUCAGGAUAUCAGUCAUAAAAAGAAAGAUAAUCGAAAAGUUAAAAAGACCCUUACUAGAAUAAAGCCCAAAAAGCUUUAUAUGAACUCGGAGUUUUCCGAGCGUUUCUCGAUGAUGAGAUGUGUCUGUAACUCGAACAAAAACUGAAAAUUUCCAUUUCGCAUAAAUAAGUUUUGUAUUCAAAGCAGUGAAGCGUAUAAAACCUGUAAGUUGCAUCAGUUAAAUACUAAAUAAGUAUUGUGAAUCGUCGAAGCGGGAUGUUUAAAAACACACAUGUAACUUUUCAAGAAGCUAGAAAAUAUAAUAU
Messenger RNA from Uranotaenia lowii, 5540 nucleotides. Its product is annotated as gastrula zinc finger protein XlCGF26.1-like. Gene Ontology annotation, molecular function: RNA polymerase II cis-regulatory region sequence-specific DNA binding; DNA-binding transcription factor activity, RNA polymerase II-specific. The transcript has 4 exons. The record is from RefSeq and is a predicted model, not a curated record. Bases 124 to 1482 code for a protein of 452 amino acids. Gene Ontology annotation, biological process: regulation of transcription by RNA polymerase II. NCBI's taxonomy places the organism in Eukaryota, Metazoa, Arthropoda, Insecta, Diptera, Culicidae.